This is a messenger RNA of Amphibalanus amphitrite, 3819 nucleotides long. It is a transcript of the gene ush, whose product is annotated as zinc finger protein ush-like. Gene Ontology annotation, molecular function: RNA polymerase II-specific DNA-binding transcription factor binding. Gene Ontology annotation, biological process: heart development; positive regulation of transcription by RNA polymerase II; negative regulation of transcription by RNA polymerase II. Bases 277 to 3378 code for a protein of 1033 amino acids. The transcript is spliced from 4 exons. The record is from RefSeq and is a predicted model, not a curated record. Gene Ontology annotation, cellular component: nucleus. Lineage: Eukaryota; Metazoa; Arthropoda; Thecostraca; Balanomorpha; Balanidae.
AAAACCACGAAAAAAAAAACUCGACCACCUAAACCAAGACCUAAACAAAAUUCGACAUUUUUGUGCAGACCAAGGCCACAUAUAGUGCGCAGACUACUACACAGUGCAGUAGUGAUUCAAGGGUAGAAUCGACGGUUUAUUUAGUGCUGGUAACGGCAAUUUACCGUUAAUCUUUUCAUUCAUUUGAUUUUUUUUUUGUACUUUUUGAUUGUGAUUAGGAUUAUUAAUGAGUUUGCGGAUUGACGUUUUUUCGCAAAUUUGUGAGCUUGAAAAGUGAUGUGGCCCAGCGCGGUCCGCUGUGGCUACUGCCAAAAGACGAUAUCAAAAUCGCAAAUUUCGAGACACCGGAGAAGGCUGCAUCCGUGGUUGCCUACAACCCGGCCCGGCCGGCCCCGCAAAAGCGAAUCGCAACCGGCUGAUGGUGGUCCUUCGCCAGUGGAGCUGCUGCUUCUGGCUGCAGGCACAUUGCCGGACCAUUCGGAGGAGGAGGAAGAGAACCUUCACACUGUCCCCGACAUCAAGUCUGAGCCGGCGCUGUCCAGCUCGGGACGGACCGACAGGAGCACAUCUCCAGAGAAGGAGAGGCUGGCGGAAGAGACGGCGUCCACCGACCGGGAGCCCUCCCCGUCUCCUGCUGCGGAUCCCGGCUCCGCCGCCGCGGAGCCUGCUGCCGAGCGCCCGCCGACCGAGGCUGCUGAUUCUCGCAGUCCGCCGCUAGGUGGCUCUCCGGACCGGCCGCUAGAUGGCAGGAGCAGCACAGUGACGCCGCCCGACCCUGCGAUGUUCGUCUCGGCUGAGAUCAAAUCGGAGCCAGGCAGCCCGCGAGGAGAGCGAAGGAGCCCGCAGAGGGCCAGUACGAGUCCUUCAUCGGCACAGCCGACUUACCUUCCGAUGCUGCCUGGACUGCAGACGCGCGGGAUGCUGUGCUCGUGUGGGAUCAACUUCAGUUCGCUCAGCACGCUGGCGGCUCACCAGAAGUACUACUGCACCAACAGGCCAAACGCUGACGAUACGCCAGAGCCGGUGGUGGGCGGCACGGAACCAGUGGUAUCUCCAGGACCUUCCGAGUCGUCAGUCUCAGAGGCGGCCUGCUCCCAGACCGACGCAGCCGCCAAACGACGCGUCUUCGCGUGCCCAAAGUGCGCCUUCACAACGGACAAAGCGAAUGGACUCAAUCGGCACAUGCGCAUUCACGUGCCGCCUGCUGGAGGUGCUGGUGACAAGGAGCGCGUCGAGGAGCGCUUCUGCCACAACUGUGACAUUCAGUUCUCGUCGAUGAAGAACUACCACGUGCACAAGCGGCACUACUGUCAGACGAGGCUGGGGAAGGCGCCGGGCGGCGGGCCGCCUGAGCUGGAGCCGCCCGGCGCGGGCGACGAUCCCCAGCAUCACAUGCUGGCUCUUCCCACCUCGCCAGUGCUGCUGAUUCCCUACCAGCUGCUGCAGGCCGCCAGUUUGGUGGCCAGUCCCUGUCCUCCCGGCUCACCGCCGACGGCGUGUGUGGUGCUGCCGGACGGCACAGUGCAGCCGCUUAGUCAGCUAGCCCAGCAGUUGGCUGCUAAAGAGGGAGCCGAGACCCCGCGACCAACCGUGCCGCCCCUGCUGCCGUUCCCUCUUCCUGCGCUGAACACAGCGGCAGCGGCGGCGGUGGCGGCCGCAGCCGCCUCUCAGCCACUCGACUGGUUAGCUGCGUACGGCAAACGGGCGAGGACAGCUGAGAAAGACUCGGCGCUCGACCUGACCAUCAAGCGGCCGCGGAUUGGCGCCGUGCCGACCGACUCGGAGAGCGAGGAGGAGCGUGGGGCGCCUCUGACGCCGGCCACUCCGGGGCGACCGAGCUCAGUUCGCUCUGGUGCCGCCUCUUCGGGAGCGACGCAUCUGGCGAGCCCUCGACCCGGGUCAGCGGGAUCUGGGGCCGGCUCGUCGAGCGCUGAGCGCCGGUCGCGCUCGCCGGAACCGUCGUUCCGCAUCUCCAUCAAGCCGCCGGAUACCAUAUCGGAGUCUGACUCUGUGACAAGUCGCCGUCCGUCCGAACUGGCGGCAGAGCCGGCCACCGAGGCUGCGGCUGCGGCACGCUCGCCGGCUUCUGCCAGUCCGGGGGCAGCGGCGGUGACUACCAACGGACGCACGCCUGAUGCUUGGCUUCCUCCGGUCCUCUCCUCGGCACUGGCUCGGCCUUCGUCAGUGAAGAGCGCCGACUCCAACGUCAGUGCGGGAUUCUUCAAACAGGAGAAGAACUUUGAGCUAGCUAGACAGCGACUGGCAUCAGCACGCAGCAGCGGCGAUGAGCGCACCUCGCCAUCACGAAGUCCUCCCGCUGUGAAGACGGAGUGUUCUCCUGCGACUGACGCUUCCCCUGCCAUUGCCGCCGCCGCAGCGGCCGCGGCAGCCGCAGCCGCCGCUGCCGCUGCUCGCUUCCAGUUCCACUGCUCAUCAUGCGGCACGAAAUUCACCUCACCUGACACACUUCACGCCCACCAGGCUUACUACUGUACCUCGGAUGAAGCCGGGAAGGUGGCGGCGGCUGUGGCAGUGGCAGCGGCGGCGGCUGGACAGGAGAGUGGCCGUCGCUCUGCGUCCCGCUCCCAUCCUGCGCUGGCCACCGGCUGGAAGUGUCCCUGCUGCGACGUGUACUCUCCCACGGCUGCGGCAGCGCAGAAACAUCUGGAGACACACAACAACGUGCGUGCUUUCAAGUGCUCGCUGUGUGGCUACAAGGGUAACACCCUGCGUGGUAUGCGUACCCACAUUCGCAUGCACUUCAUGGACAAAAAGUCACCAGAUUUGUCUGAGGAGAAUUUCAUCACUUGCAUCGUGGCAAACUCUGACGAAGAGGAGUCUGGUCGAGAGGACCGCACGGAAAAGUGUCCGCUGUGCUCGUUCAAGUCAGGACACCCAGAGACGAUGCUAAAACAUUUCACCCUGGCACACCCGCGGUCUCGCUCACGUGUCUCCACUGCGCCUUCGAUGAUCGAGCACCGGCGGCGCGGCUCCGGCUCCCCGCUGGCGUCUCGGCCCUCGGAGAAGUGCCCGCACUGCAGCUUCUACACGAACGUCCCGGAGACGAUGUUGACCCACCAGCGACAGCGGCACCCGGAGCGUCUGAGCCCUCCGCCGGACGGCAUCCUGGCGCGGCUGGCUCGCGGCUCUCCGGAGGCCGGGACUGGUCGGAGUACCGCCCCACCUCCUGCCAGCCCGGCUGGUGAGCGACCCCCCUCCUCUGGUAACACCAACGGCGAGUCGCCGGCGCCCGACAGCCUACACUGCCACCACUGCAAGAUCGCCUUCAAGCAAGUGGCCAGCUACGCGGCGCACACGCAGUUCUACUGUCCCGGUCGAACGGCCAGUGCUGUUCGUUCAGUAACGCCGGUCCAGUGAGAAAGCGGGCCCGCCCAGCUGCGGCGUCCCAGCGGACAGUGUGUGCGGUUGACUAGUCCUGACCCCAAGCGGCUGUGUUUUCGUUGGUUUGUGUGCCGGUAGUUUUGCCAUCGUCGUGUUAGGAACUGGGGUGGGAGGGAGCGAGUGAUGUGCGCAUAUCACCCUGCGGGCCAGACGCGAGUCAUACCUGGUCGGGCCUGAGUCACGCGGAGGUCGAGUCGGCUCCGCGCGCGGGAGGGCCUUCCCGGUCUGCGUCUGUUCCAGUAAGGCUGGAGCUUGUGUGGAUGUUUGUGGACUGUGGAUUGUCGAUGUUGUGAUGGUUGAGACCGUGGCCCUAUGCAGGAGCGGUCUGUUGGUACACGUCACGUGGCCAUGCCCCACUACUCGCUUGUUAAUCAGCGUUGAAAUGUGUAAUUCGUGUAAAUUAAAAAGAUCAAAAUA